Molecule: messenger RNA, 1376 nt
Organism: Hymenoscyphus albidus
Lineage: Eukaryota; Fungi; Ascomycota; Leotiomycetes; Helotiales; Helotiaceae
Source: the annotation of a GenBank genome assembly
AUGGACGAAUUCAGUAGUAGUAAUACUACACAGCACCAAAAAUCACCUUCACCUUCUCUCACUUCUCCUACCCUUCACCCCAAAGCCGAUAUCGAAUUCUACACCAAGCCUUUCCUCUGGAAUACAAGCAAUUUCACCAAAGGUUUCAACAUCGACACCAAUCAAUUCCGAGAGAUAGAGGAGUGGGUUAUAGAUCUCUUACUUCUAGACGGUUUAUACGCAAAGGAAAUAGAUUCAGAGGUGCAAUGGAAACUCAUGCAAAUCGGAGAGGCUCUCACGGCUCAGUUUCCCUGCCUUACAAAGGUGGGAAUCCCGGAAUUCUGGUCGGUGGAUGCUAGGAGGGCUUUGGUGAAAAGUACGAGGAAGGGGAUGAGAAUAGCGGGGGAGAAACUCGGGGCCCAGAUCGAGCGGAAAAAGAAAACGGUUCGGAAGGAUAAAGGGCUUUCUAAAGUACCAAAGGUACAAAAGGCACCAAAACCCCGAAAAAUCAACCGAUUAAAGCGUAAAACUCGAGCCGAAGACCUUGAUUACAAUGAGGACGACGAUAGUGAGGAUAGGGAGGGAAGGGAGAACGAUACACCAGCUACAAAGAAGAAAAGGGUCCUCGCAAGGAUGGAAAAGGCAAAAGAACACGCUGUUACACCUGUUUGUGAGGGCUUUCAAGUCUUACGACCCUAUAAACAGUGUUCUUUUGUUAUCAAGGUACUCGGGGCUCCGGAAAUGGUUCAAAAAAUCUCUCUUAAAGACCUUAUCGAGCCGGAAAACCUCCCUAGGGAAUUAGAGGAUAUCGACCCAGAUUUCUUGAGUUUCGGCAUUCUAAUAAGUAAUCUUCAACAAUCCUGGCUUGUUUCCUCCCUAGGAGAUCGCCUCUGCUAUCGUACUCUCGGAGAAGGCACUUAUCCCAUUAUUAUAGCCUCGAAUACGGAUCUCAAGAAUGCUGCUAUCUCUUUACGUACUAUCGGAGCAUCCAAGUUGAAUUUAGAGGUGGUACCAGCUGGAAUACCUACUUUCCCUACCGUAAGUACCUAAAAUCCCUCUUUUCUAUGCUUAACUAACAUUUCCAGCCUCCUCUACAAAACGAAACACACUUCCCUACCCAAGGACCCACGCAAAGUACCUACCACACCUCUCACGCCUCUGAAACCACCUUUCCCUACUACUUCUCACCCGAAAACAACGGAGAAAACGAGUCUACUACACAAAAUCACCCUUUCCAACCUGAAAUCCCCGAGUUUCUAGCUGAAAUAGACUUUGAUAUCUUCGAAACCCCUUUUCAAGAUGUACCGCCUACCUUUCCCAGUUCUGAGUAUGCGCAAAAUAGCGAAUUUGAUGUCGAAAAGUACCUCCAGGGGGCGAUUCGAUGGGAGGAAGAAUGA